UUUUGAUUAUAUUUUGUUUUAGUCUUCCAUUAAAGAUGUUUUUACUAAAACAGAGCUAGCUUAAGAACUUUUAAUGGCACAUUAAUCUACUUUUUAAGUGUCGGUAUUGUCAGAGAUACUAUCCGUUAAAACUGACUGAGUUUCGAAGGCACUGUAAACAAGAACUAUGGAUAAAGGUCCAUCUGGGUCCAACGAAAACCUUAAUAUAUUCAGUAAAUCCUGCUGGGACAUAUCACAAAACGACCCGAAUAAGAUCCUGACGGGUAAUAAAGCCCUGGACAAUCAUUUCGGAGGUGGCAUACCCCUGGGUCACAUUGUAGAGCUAAUUGGAAACUCGGGCACCGGCAAAACCCAAAUGUGUUUACAACUGUGUCUGAAUGUACAAAUUCCCAAGGCUGCUGGAGGAUUGGAAGGAAGUGCCUUGUUCAUAGACUCCCGACAGGAUUUUCAUCCCGAAAGAUUGCGAGGUCUAGCUCAGGAACUGGAAAAGCAAUAUGAACACAAAGUACCAGAAUUUAAGGCUCUUAAAAUGCUGCAAAAAAUCCACCAUGUGAGGUGUCCCAAUAUGGUUCAGUUAAUGGCUACCGUUUUCAGUUGUCAACGGCAUCUCACAGAUCAUCCAGAUAUUAAACUGAUUGUGAUCGACUCCCUGGCAUUUUCCCUGCGAAUGCUGGAGGACGGCGCCCAGCGUUACGAGCUGCUCCUGGAACUGCACGAAUGCAUGAGGAGACUGCAACGUCAACACGAAUUGGCCUGGGUCGUCACCAAUGUGCUCACGCAUCGCUGCUUCAGGAAUCAGUUCCGUGUGGUGCCCGCCCUGGGGGACAUGCAUUCGCACCUGAUCAACGAGCGCAUCUGGUUUUCGGGCAGCUCUCAGCUUCACCUGGGCAAGUCGUGGAGAACCAGUAGAUUAAUUAAGGAAUCCAAUUGAGGCUGGUUUCGUUUGAUGUGUGGUCAGGUUCACUUUUACUUUAUGUCUUUUUUAAACAUUAGUUUACCUUUAGUUUUACUAUGAAGUUGUAC
This is a messenger RNA of Drosophila suzukii, 1023 nucleotides long. RefSeq names its product spindle D (gene spn-D). Gene Ontology annotation, molecular function: ATP-dependent DNA damage sensor activity; ATP binding; DNA strand exchange activity. The record is from RefSeq and is a predicted model, not a curated record. Lineage: Eukaryota; Metazoa; Arthropoda; Insecta; Diptera; Drosophilidae. Gene Ontology annotation, biological process: DNA strand invasion; DNA repair; chromosome organization involved in meiotic cell cycle. Gene Ontology annotation, cellular component: Rad51C-XRCC3 complex; condensed nuclear chromosome; Rad51B-Rad51C-Rad51D-XRCC2 complex.